AACAUGGCUACAUGUAUCCAUCACCUUCAGUCCGCACUUAGUAUGAGAAGCUCUGUUCGGUCUUUUAUUUCUACCAAAGCAACCAUGGCCGAUGAGGUGGACUAUGAGAGCGACACGGCUAUGGCUGUGGAGGAAGAGGAGGUCAAGCCGCAGCAGGUGAAGCGUACAGUUAAAGGGCGUGGCUCCGGUUCCGCUGCGAUGGACGCGUCGCGGUAUCCGGCCGAGAGCGGCGUGUUCGAGAAGCUUAAGCCUUCAGCAUCCAGUCGGGACCACUCGACGGCUCUGCGCUCCGUGGAGGGAUGGCUACUAUUCGUCACAGGCGUACAUGAGGAGGCACAGGAGGAAGAUGUGAUGGACGCCUUCGGGGAGGACGCACAGGUCAAGGAUCUGCAUCUGAACUUGGACCGACGCUCGGGCUUCGUGAAGGGCUAUGCAUUGGUGGAGUUCGAACACUUUGAAGACGCCAAGGCGGCUAUGGAACGCAUGGACGGCCAGGAGAUCUUGGGCAGUACGAUUCAUGUGGACUGGGCCUUCCGGAAGGAAGAAGCUGAGAGACGUGGAGGACGUCGUUCCAAUCGACGGUAGAUGGAUACAUCUGAGAGAAUGGAUACAUUGGAGAGAAUUGCUUGUGUGUUUGUUGUUUCUUCUUUGUAGACAAUACGACGAGCUUGUAAAAACUAACUAUCCUAUGGUGAAGACACGCGCGUCGCGCUGUUUCUUGGGACGCCCGCUGGGCUUCUUGAU
Messenger RNA from Phytophthora nicotianae INRA-310, 744 nucleotides. RefSeq lists its product as hypothetical. Gene Ontology annotation, molecular function: mRNA binding. Gene Ontology annotation, biological process: RNA splicing. The record is from RefSeq and is a predicted model, not a curated record. Bases 4 to 585 code for a protein of 193 amino acids. Lineage: Eukaryota; Oomycota; Peronosporomycetes; Peronosporales; Peronosporaceae. Gene Ontology annotation, cellular component: exon-exon junction complex; nucleus; cytoplasm. The transcript has a single exon.